This is a messenger RNA of Pelodiscus sinensis (Chinese soft-shelled turtle), 2345 nucleotides long. The record is from RefSeq and is a predicted model, not a curated record. NCBI's taxonomy places the organism in Eukaryota, Metazoa, Chordata, Testudines, Trionychidae.
GCUCUGGGAGGAGAGAAGUGGCAGUCCACACCAUGCUUGGCUGGCAACCCGCUGCCCCCUCGCCCUGCGGACCCUGAAACGCCGGCCCCCUCCUAGGACUGCGGAGCCCUGAGCUGCCCCCUUUUUUGGCGCAUGCCCGGACAGGAGUGCUGGAUUAUGUUCGUCGCCUUCUCCCUCUGCUCCAUCAUUUGGCUGAAUCGUGGCUUUAAGUUACGGAAAAGGGGCUGCCCUUCGGCGCGCGGGAGCGUGAGCGUGCACGGGGCCGUCCUUAGCCGUUGAACGCACACAGCAUGGUGCAGGGGGAGAGCAGCGCCUGAGCCCAGCUGUCCCCUCCCCCUCACUGGUCCCGAGCAGCUGGCCCCGGCUCCAGCGGCCCCGUGCGGCAGAGAAGAUGGGCAGCACCGAGGGCUUCCAGUACCGCGCGCUCUACCCGUACCGCAAAGAGCGUGAGGAGGACAUUGACCUGCUGCCCGGGGAUAUCCUGGUGGUGAGCAAAGGGACCCUGCAGACCCUGGGCUUCAAGGAGGGAGACGAGCAGACGCCCCACCAGAUCGGGUGGAUCCUGGGCACCAAUGAACGGACCAGGCAGAAAGGGGAUUUCCCCGGCACCUAUGUGGAAUACGUUGGGCCCGUGAAAAUCAACCUCCCUUCCCACAGACCCAGGGUGCAGAGACCCUUGCCGGCUACUCCGGGGGUCAGUACAUCCCGCAUGCGGGAGGCGCCGGAGCAAGGGGGGCUCCUCCCGGAUCUGGCAGAGCAGUUCACCCCUCCUGAAAUGGCCCCCCCGCUCCUGCUGAGGCUGGUGGAUGCCAUUGAGAAGAAAGGCCUAGACAGCGAGAUGCUGUACAGGACGUCUGGUUCGGAGCUGAGGCAAGCGCUGAAGACUGAUUGGGUGCUGGGCGACGUGGAGCCGUUCGACGUACAUUCCCUGGGCGAGGCGCUGCGGGGCUUCCUGCAGGAUCUGCCUGCUCCCGUGGUCCCGGCGUCUGUGCAUGGCGAGAUCUUGCGUAUCCUGCAGGAGAUCCCGCAGCCUGAGAACUGCCGGAAGCAGCUGCUGCUGGUGCUGGAGUCUCCUGCGGUGCCUCCCCAGAACCUGCUCACCCUGCAGUUCCUGCUCCGCCACCUGGGGAAGGUGUCCCAGCAGGCAGAGAGCAACGGCCUCCACCCUCAGGCCCUGGGCGAGAUCUUCGGCCCUCUGCUGCUCCGGCUGCCUGGCGCCAGGUAUGUGGGCUGGGGGGUUGAGAGCAAGACGCAGCCAGCGGUGCCCUUCCCCGGGGGGGGGCCUGUACCUGACCCCCUGCCUGGCAAGGGACCCCGGACCUUGUCACAUCACACCCAGACCAUGCUGCCUCCUGCAAAGAGAGACCCUGAUUUACCUGCCGCUCCUCUCCAGUGGGGCUGUGAGCAAGGGGGUGCAAACCCCAAACUGUGCCAGCCACUAGCUCCCUGCCCCCCGCCUCUGGCAGCUCCACCUCGCAGCAGAACGCUCGCGUGCCCCCAGAGUGGAGAGCUGGGGCCGCAGCUCAUUCACCAUUACCGGCACGAGUCGCUGGCCCAGUACAACGCCAAGCUGGACAGCAAGCUGCUCUACCCCGUCUCCAAGUACCAGCAGGAGCUGCAGAUGAAAAGGACGGCGAUCGAGGCCUUCAACGAAACCAUCAAGAUCUUCGAGGAGCAGUGCCAGACGCAGGAGAGGUGCAGCAAGGAGUACAUCGAGCGCUUCCGGCGGGAGGGCAACGAGAAGGAGCAAGCCAGCUGCCCCCCGGUCCUUCCCCCUCCCCCGUCCAGCUGCUCCCCCUUUUUCCCCCCUUCCCUGUCCGCUGACCAGCUCCGGCUCCCCUUUGGCUCCAGCAUUUGGGCCCCGGCUCCUCUCCCCAGCACAUCUGACCCAGGUAACGGCUGUGCCCUCCCCCCUCCCAAGUCCCGCAUCACGGAGAUUCACGACAGCAAGACGAAGCUGGAGCAGGACCUGAAGAAACAGGCCGCGGAGAACCGGGAGAUCGACAAGCGCAUGAACAGCCUCAAGCCGGACCUGAUGCAGCUGCGCAAGCUCCGGGACCAGUACCUGGUGUGGCUGACGCAGAAAGGGGCCCGGCAGAAGAAAAUCAACGAAUGGCUGGGCAUUAAGAACGAGACGGAGGACCAGUACUCCAUGAUGGACGACGACGCCGGCGACGGGGCCCUGCCGCACCACGAGGAGCGCACCUGGUACGUGGGGAAGAUCAACCGCCUGCAGGCGGAGGAGAUGCUGAGCGGCAAGCACGACGGCACCUUCCUGAUCCGCGAGAGCAGCCAGAAGGGCUGCUACGCCUGCUCCGUGGUGUGAGUGUCCCCCCCCCGCGGGG